Molecule: messenger RNA, 1684 nt
Organism: Cololabis saira (Pacific saury)
Lineage: Eukaryota; Metazoa; Chordata; Actinopteri; Beloniformes; Belonidae
Gene: erfl1
Product: Ets2 repressor factor like 1
Exons: 7
Coding region: 263-1684 (473 amino acids)
Biological process (GO): regulation of transcription by RNA polymerase II; cell differentiation
Cellular component (GO): nucleus
Molecular function (GO): sequence-specific DNA binding; DNA-binding transcription factor activity, RNA polymerase II-specific
Source: RefSeq, a predicted model, not a curated record
UGCUACGAUUACCAUCAACCCCUCUGCGCACGUCGACAGGAUUCCCAUUAAACCAAGUGGGAGCUGCUGGACAAGUCAAUGAAGGUGCAUCGGUGAAGUGACGCCUCCGUGCACUGCGACAGCGGCACCCCCCCAUCCCCUCCCGGAUCGGAAGGAGCGCAGCGGCGGGCGGACUCCACUCCAGACCCGGAGACAGUGCGCGGGCUUCGGCCUCAGGAGACUCUCUGAGGGGGCGACGCGGAGGUCCAGGUGUUGAGGAGGUAUGGACUGCAACUGCGUCAGUGAUCUGCUGCUCCCCCCUGUGCCCACACUCUGGACGCCAGGGUUCGCCUUCCCCGACUGGGCUUACAAGCCCGAGUCGAGCCCCGGCUCCAGGCAGAUCCAGCUGUGGCACUUCAUCCUGGAGCUGCUGCAGAAGGAGGAGUAUCAGGGUGUGAUCGCCUGGCAGGGAGACUACGGGGAGUUCGUCAUCAAGGACCCGGACGAGGUGGCCCGGCUCUGGGGUAUAAGGAAAUGCAAGCCCCACAUGAACUAUGACAAGCUGAGCAGGGCACUGAGGUAUUACUACAACAAGCGUAUUUUGCACAAAACCAAAGGGAAGCGUUUCACCUACAAGUUUAAUUUCAGUAAGGUGGUGCUGGUGAACUACCCCAUCCUGGACAUGGCCAACUCUCCCUUCUUUCUGGCCCAGAACCAUUUCAACGGGGGCUCUGCCACGCCAGACUGCAGCCCAGAGGCCAUACAGUCUCUGUUUCCUCGUUUGCCAGACACUGGUAGGGGAACAUCUCUUUUUGAUCGGGGGACCACGGCGCCGGGACCGGAGGGAGACAAACUGAGACUGGACGCGUUCCCUUUUCUCAGUUCAGGUGCCCCAUGCUACUCCAAACCUCCAUCCCUGUUGGGCCCGUACCCUCGCAGCCCACCUUUUGACUACCCAUGGGGCUUCAACCCCUACCUCCCAGGGGCAUUCUCUCUCAAUAACUGCCCCAAACUUCCCCCUGGCUCCCUCUACCCCUCCCAGUUUUACCCCAACCCUUUGCAGAGCAGCCUUUCCCAGCUGCCUCACCCAUUCUCCUCCCUGCUCCCCCCAGCGGAGGCAGGAGGGGGCGAAAGAGGCGCGGCAGGGCAAAAUGGCGGGACAAACGGCACUGCGGGUGGUCAGCCAACCAGGCUCUGCCUGCCUCCCUACCCGGGCAGCUUAGCGCUGGCUCGGACAGACGCUGGCAACGGGGCACCGCUGGGGGAGAGGGAGAAGGCGGAGGCCAGUCCUCCAGGUUCAGGGCUGAGUCUGGGUCUGGGGGCGGUCAGCCUAGCAGUCGGGACUGGGACGGGCCAGCAGAGCCCCACGGAGAGGAGAGGAGGGGUGAAGCAGGACCCAGAGUCAGACUCAGACCUGGAGAUAACGGAUCUGAGUGACUGCAGCUCGGACAACGAGAACGACCACGAAUUCAGCAUCAGAAAGGAAUCCAGCCUAGCCAACAGAUCACAGGUUGCGUUGGAUGGAAAGAAAGGAAACGUGCUGCCCCCCGUCACGUCUCUCCCCCCACCAGUGUCCCCUCAUCCUCUGAAGAGCCUGAUGCCCAUCAAUCCUCAUCCCCCGUCCCUGCCGCCGUCGCUUUCUCCUUCCAUGGCUCUGCAUGAAAGACACAGGGAGACAGAGACACUCAAAAUGAUACACAGCUAA